This is a messenger RNA of Boleophthalmus pectinirostris (great blue-spotted mudskipper), 1878 nucleotides long. It is a transcript of the gene rad21b, whose product is annotated as RAD21 cohesin complex component b. The record is from RefSeq and is a predicted model, not a curated record. The coding region runs from base 1 to 1878 and encodes 625 amino acids. Gene Ontology annotation, biological process: replication-born double-strand break repair via sister chromatid exchange; mitotic sister chromatid cohesion; synaptonemal complex assembly. Gene Ontology annotation, cellular component: cohesin complex; synaptonemal complex. NCBI's taxonomy places the organism in Eukaryota, Metazoa, Chordata, Actinopteri, Gobiiformes, Gobiidae. Gene Ontology annotation, molecular function: protein binding; chromatin binding. The transcript has 13 exons.
AUGUUUUACGCACACUUCGUCUUGAGCAAAAGGGGGCCGCUGGCUAAGAUCUGGCUGGCGGCCCACUGGGACAAGAAGCUGACCAAAGCACAUGUGUUUGAGUGCAAUCUGGAGAGCAGUGUGGAGAGCAUCAUUUCACCAAAGGUGAAGAUGGCUCUGCGCACCUCAGGACACCUGCUUCUGGGGGUGGUGAGGAUCUACCACAGGAAGGCCAAGUAUCUGCUGGCAGACUGCAAUGAGGCCUUCAUCAAGAUCAAGAUGGCUUUCAGACCAGGUGUGGUGGAUCUCCCAGAGGAAAACAGAGAAGCAGCUUACAAUGCCAUCACACUCCCGGAAGAGUUUCAUGAUUUUGAUCAACCUCUGCCUGACUUAGAUGAUCUGGACGUGGCUCAGCAGUUCAACCUAAACCAGAGCAGAGCCGAGGAGAUCACCAUGAGAGAGGAAGUAGGCAACCUGAGCCUGCUCCAGGACAAUGACUUCUCUGACUUUGGGAUGGACGACCGUGAGAUGAUGCGUGAGGGCAGUGCGUUUGAGGUGGAUAUUAUGGGUGCUUCUGCGUCCAACCUGCUGCUGGAGGCGGAGGGCGGGGCCAACCAGACGGACAAAUCUAACCACCUGGAGUAUGACCAGUACAAGGAUGACUUUGGAGACAACCCCAUGGAGAGCAAUGAAGGAGGCAUGCUGGUGGACAAGCUGCUGAGUAAUGAGGAUGGAGGGGGGAUCUUCGACGACCCUCCUGCGAUCUCUGGAGGAGUCAUGAUGCCCCAGGACCACGGAGAUGAUGACGAUGACUUUGAUGCACUCUCUGCCGGAGCUCCGGACAGUCCAGACUCUGGUCCCACUGAGCCCCUCCCAGCAAUGGCAGACCAGGCAGAGCAGACCGCUCUGGCCCAUAACGAAGAGGAGACCUUCGCCCUGGAGCCAAUCGACAUCACAGUGAAGGAGACCAAAGCCAAGAGAAAGAGGAAGCUGAUUGUGGACAGUGUGAAGGAGCUGGACAGUAAGACCAUCCGGGCGCAGCUGUCCGAUUACUCCGACAUUGUCACGACGCUGGACCUGGCCCCACCCACAAAGAAGCUGAUGAUGUGGAAGGAGACCGGAGGAGUGGAGAAGCUCUUCUCUUUGCCUGCACAGCCACUCUGGAAUAACAGACUGCUCAAGAUGUUCACCCGCUGCCUGACCCCUCUGGUCCCAGACGAGCUGAGGAAGAGGAGGAAAGGCGGAGAGGCCGACAGUCUGGACGAGUUCCUUAAAGACCUGGAGAACUCUGAGGUCCCCCGCGAGGAGACCACCACACAGCAGCAGCAGCAAGACAUCAUGGACCAGACGCUGAUGGAGGAGGCCAGCGCUCUGCAGUCUGCGGCCGUGGAGGGCAGCAGGACCCUGGACGAGUCUGUGAUGCCUCCCCCUUCUGGUCAGAGAGGGCUCAAACGCAAGGCACAGGACGCAGAACCAGCACUGCCUCAGCAAGGUUCCAGAGGAGUGUCCCAGGAUGAGGCCUCAGAGCUGCCUCCAGAAGAACCGUCCAUCAGCCAACUUAUCGAACUGGACCUGCUCAACGACAAAGACAAGAAGAAGACCGAUGACGAUUCUGAUGAUGAGGAGGAGGAAGCGCAGGGAGGAGACCAGGACCAAGAAGAACGAAGAUGGAACAAAAGAACACAACAGAUGCUUCACGGCUUGCAGCGGGUGAUGGACAAAACCGGGGCCCAGUCUGUGAGUCUCUUGGACCUGUGCAGGAACAACAACAGGAAACAAGCAGCUGCAAAGUUUUACAGUUUUCUGGUUUUAAAGAAGCAGCAGGCCGUGGAGCUGCUUCAGGAGGAGCCCUACAGUGACAUCAUCGCAACGCCCGGACCACGAUUCCACAUCAUCUGA